UCGUGCUACUAAGCGACGAUAGCUAUAGGAUAGUUGUUUAGCGUUACAAUGUUGUUUUAAUUAUAUGCAACUUAAUCAUUGCUAUUUUAACAUUUAUUUAGUCGAGAGAGAGAGAGAGAUGGAUUGGCAAAAAGCAACUGAUUUCGUUGUGGUUGUGACAUAGUUAAGCUACUCACUCACUUGUGUAUUCCAGUCUGCAGAAUCAUGUUGGCACAUUUAAUUUAAAGCCUUGUAUUAUGGCUUCCCAAGCGACAAUGCACGAGGAGAUUUCAGUUAAAAAGGGAUUUCAUGUCCCACCUUUGACUGGUGCCACAGCGAAAGAGAGCAAAAAGAAGAGGAAGGAGAAAAGGAAAUCGAGUAAUGGGAUCAACCAGUCAAAGGAUUCAGAGAAACUCCAGACGAAACAGUGGACCAAUGGAGAGAUGAGUGAUGUUCUGACCAAAGGUCGUGCCAAAGCCAAAGAUCGAAAGGACGGCAAAUCCAAAAAUCCCAAGGUCGUAUCUGAAGAAGCCCCAGCUCCAACAGAGGAGGACAAAUCAGACGAAACCAACCAAGGACAGGAUAGCUUGAGGUGGGAAGGAGUUCUUGAGGAUCCUGUUGCAGAGGCCCAGCGGUUGGCAGUCUAUAGAGCCAACCGCCUUAAACGUUAUAUGGCAUCAAGACAGGUUUUUCUACAAAACGUUAGUUCUUCUAAAUUAAAUGCACGAAACAAGCCUGGUGUUUUAGCAUGAAGAAUGUUUUCACACUGCAUACUGAAUCUAUUAUCAAGUGCAGAACCUACAUUUUAACAACUUUUCUCUAGUGUUAGUAGUUAUAUUUGUGCAGUGAUUGGUAUGUAUAUCAGGAUGACUUUUGUCACUUAGAGAUAAUAGAAUGCAUUUUUAUUAAAUCAGUUCUCCAUGCCACUGUACCUACUGUAUAAGUCAAUCCGUUGGUUGAUCCAUUGUUGCCAUUUCAGUUAACAUUUCUGUAUUCUCUUCUGUAUUGGCAAAAAGCUAGUCAACCAUAUUGAACUUCUCUACUGAUGCAGUCGGCACUCCAUUUAAUCAAUGUAUUGAGCAUUGCUGUCAUCUCUUAGUACAAGAAGCAUGUUCAGUAUCUCAAUAGGAGCAUUACCUUUUUUCAGACGUAAUUGUUUUUGAUCAUUAUCGCUUUUUUACAUACAAUCGAGAUUGAGAUCUCAAUGUCUAAUUUUAAUUUAGGCAAUAUAGAGGUUAUAAUUUAUCUUAUCUUAAUAAAGGGAUCCCCUCACAGUUCAGUUUCUGCAGUUACUGUCACAGUCUCGGUGAGUCCGCCGGUUUGUUCUGUUUGUUUUGGUGUUCUCUUUCUCGUGUUCGAGGUGCUGCCGGCAUGUGUAAUGUGGAAACCCUGAUUGAUUCCAUGGGAACACUGAUCAUGCCAGCCUUCAGCAGGCUGACGGCACCUGUCUCUUGUUGGUUUCCUGCUUACUUAAACCCCACUCUGAGGUCUUGUGCUCGUUGCUAGAUUGUUGUUGUGUUUGUUGUUUUAGGGUGUGUUCACACUUGGCAGGUUUGGUUCGAUUAAAACAAACUCUGGUGCGAUUGCUCUGUUAGUGGGGUUCAUUUAAACAAAUGCGAAUGCUGCCAUCCGAACCUUGGUGCGCACCAAACAUGCGGACAGAGACCCCCUGAAUAGUGGGUCUCGGUCCGCUUCCAAACGAACUCUGGUGUGGUUCAAUAGAUAUAUGAACACAACAUGGACCAAAGACGUCUAAAUGGACCAAUAACAGGAAGUAAUUUGCCUUUAAUACUGACCUCAAGCAUACCUGGUUCUUCUCAUCAUAGGAGCUAUGUUGCCCAUUACAGUUUGGUACAGGCGUCGGAACUGCUGUCAGCCGUCCUAGCAGCAUAUCUUCGUUUGAGUGUGCAACACAGGAAUUCCUGGCGCUGUUUUGACUCCUUUACGCAUUUUAUUAGCUCUUCGUUUGUUCUCAGCUGGUAAAAAUACCACCAUAUAUACAUAUAUAAAUCCAACGAGCGCAUUUAGCCGAGCAGCCAGCAUUGUUUUGGAUGUUCGGCAAGUUCCAUCACAAAAUAUACGUCAUAAAAGCUGUCCAAUCAGUUUGUGACUUUUUCCUGAUUCCUUUUGUUUUGUAUCUAUAGGUUCGGUGUUAAAAAAGUGAACCAGGACUAAAUGUAUCAUUUUCUUUUUUGGUCCGGACCAAGAGAACCAAACUAAAAAUGUGAACACACCCAAACUCACCUUGCUCUCUCUACCUUAGCCGAUCCUGUUACCUGUAUUCUGUGUCAGUUGCCAGUCCCCGCCUGUGUGCCCAGAUUGCGGUUAUUUUCCUGUCUGCCUCUUCGCUCGCCUUGACACUUCACAUGAGGAUUCCUCACUGGUUUUCCCUCUACACUGCCACGACACACACGCCUACAAACACACUCUCCUCCAGAGGAUCCUCGUGGAUCUACGUUCCACACUGCCACGAUGCACACACGCCUACGAACAUACUCUUCAUCUCCACACUGCAGUCGAUGCCGGGUUCCUCUCUGCCCACCAGCACUGUUUGAAUAUUACUUGCUCUUCAGCAUUGUUUAAGUUUGCUUUAAUAAAUUCUGUGAAAUGCGCCUCUGCGCCUG
This is a messenger RNA of Myxocyprinus asiaticus (Chinese sucker), 2603 nucleotides long. RefSeq names its product protein LIAT1-like. NCBI's taxonomy places the organism in Eukaryota, Metazoa, Chordata, Actinopteri, Cypriniformes, Catostomidae. The transcript has 2 exons. The record is from RefSeq and is a predicted model, not a curated record. The coding region runs from base 237 to 731 and encodes 164 amino acids. Gene Ontology annotation, biological process: protein arginylation.